Molecule: messenger RNA, 11184 nt
Organism: Cinclus cinclus
Lineage: Eukaryota; Metazoa; Chordata; Aves; Passeriformes; Cinclidae
Product: hydrocephalus-inducing protein homolog
Exons: 69
Coding region: 1-11184 (3727 amino acids)
Biological process (GO): axonemal central apparatus assembly; cilium movement
Cellular component (GO): axoneme
Source: RefSeq, a predicted model, not a curated record
AUGCGCCGAACACAAACUGUUGAGACUCUGGGUUUUCCCGUUCUGACGGGCGGCGCGGAGCUGGGUGCGAGGCUCUGGCGGUACCGAGCGCUGCCGCCGUGCCCGUCACGUUCCGGGCCCCGGAGCGGAUCGCUCCCGCUCGGCCCGGGGACCGAGGGGCACCAAGGCUGGAACAGGCGGGGACCGAGCGGGGAUCGAGGGGGGGAACGAGACGGGACCGAAGGAGGGAGCGAGGCCCGGCCGGCUCCGCCGCCCCCGGGCCGGCCCCGCCCCGCCUGUCGGGUGCCGCGGUUGCCCGAAUAUAAAAUCUUUAGCACCAGUGCAUCCUUCGAGUCUGCCAUGAACUGGGCUCUGGAUUUUCAGAUCUGUUGUGUUACUUUGCAUCCCAUGCAGUCAUCUGGUGAAAGGCCUCAGGCGUGGCUGCUUCCUUCUCAGUUCCCGAAGGAGGAGUUUCUCAAUGUGAAGAAGGUGGCCAGCACUGGGGCGAGUUUUCUGCCCAGAAUUGGCCCAUUUCAACACUUGUUGCCAGUUCCCCCGAUAGAGAGCUUGCUCCAAGUUUCCCCACCAGAGAUGGUAUUUCAGAAAUUCAUCGCUCAUGAGGUCUCGGAAAUGGUACUGUCUCUCACAAACAAGGACAAGUCUCCUCGGCUGGUGAAGGUCUACAUGGAGAGAUCACCUUAUUUUGAGCUCGUGUGCCCCAGUGAUGUACGCCACAUCAUCCUACCAGGCACUUCUUCCCAUGUGCGCAUCCGCUUCACCCCCGACGAGACCGAGAAUUACUCCCAUGAGCUCGUCUGCCUCACUGCAAGGGACAGGAUAGUUGUGCCUAUUCAGGCCAUUGCUGCCCAAGCUAUCCUCCUGGACUUCCCUGACCAGCUGGACUUCUCACGGUGCCCAGUCAAGUACAGCAGCCAGAAGACUCUGCUGGUUCGCAAUGUUGGUAACGUGGAAGCUCAUUACCAGCUGAGCACCCAGAGUCCUUUCUGCGUGGUUCCAGACAGGGGAACUCUGGCCGCUGGUGACACCAUGCAGGUGACAGUGGGAUUUCACCCGCUGACGGUCGGUGACCAUUCCGGGUCCCUGGUAGUGUGCUGCAACACAGGUGAGUGUAUCCGCACAAACCUUCACGGAGAAGCUGUAGAUGUCAACGUUCGGUUGAGCACCAAUUCCGUGAAGGUUGAGAACACUUUCAUCACCACAUCAAACUACACAACCGUGUUCAUCAAAAACAGGAGUAACAUCACAGCCCACUUCCAGUGGAAGACUUUUCCUACUGAGGAAGAUGAGAAUAAACUGAAGAGAAGGCAGUGCUAUUUUCUGCAGCCACUGAAAGAGGUGUCGCUGGAAAAAUUCAUUGAGGAGGAAAAUAUAGAGCAGGAGAAGGGCUAUUGUGAAGAUAACACUGCCCUUGUGAGCCACACAGUCCAGGAGGAGAUGGCAAAGGUGAAAGAAGACCCCAUGCUGUUUUCCGAUGACAUUUUUUCCAUUGAGCCCGUGGAGGGAGAAAUUGGGCCGAACUGUUGCGCCAAAAUCAAGGUGACCUUUAAACCUCUAGAAGCACUGGAGUAUCGAAGUGUGGCUUACUGCAACAUCUCAGGCCGAGAGAGCAGGCUGCCCCUGCGCCUCAUCGGGGAAGGCCAAGGACCCUUCGUUGAACUCCGCUCUCAUACACUGAACCUUGGGAACAUUUUUGUCAACACCCCCUACGUCUAUGAGGUGAAACUGAUUAACCAAGCACCUAUUGAUGCUCCCUUCACCUAUAUCUGUACAACUGCAAACGUGGGCUACUGCUUCAAGUUUGCACCUGAGGAGGGCAUCAUUGCACCAGGUGGGAUCCAGACCAUCCAGAUCUCCUUCAAUGCCACCGUACUGGGGAGGUUUGAGGAAGAAUUCCAGUUCAGUGUGGCUGGAUCUCCUACGCCUGCAAUCCUGAUUAUCAAGGGACAUGUCUGUGAACUGACUGUAUACUUCAACGUCGAUGAGCUCAACUUCGGUGACGUUUCCUUUGGCUUUCCCUACACCAUGACCUGUCGCCUCACUAAUGCCUUCCCAGUGUCCCAGAGGUUUAAGCUCCGCAUGUCUGACGAUGGCACUCAGCCUGCUGUGACCCUGUGUUCCAACACCGUGAUGGAUUUCUGCCGGAGAAUGCUGGUGGACCUGGAGGGUAUUGGCAAUGGAGUGGCAUCAGUGACCAUCAUGGCCAGAUGUCUCGUUCCUGAGCUGCGAGUGUACCCUCACGUCCUGCUGUACGACGAGUGCCGCCUCAAGGUGCCCUACGAGAGGAAGUUCCUCGUUGUGAAUAACACCGACCUUCCUGGCUGCUACGGGCUUAUUCCCCAGAAACGCAGGGAGGACACUCCUGUGUUCUACUCCAGCCCCAAACCCUGUGGGAUUGUCCAGCCUCACAGCAUUGCAGAGAUUCCAGUUACAAUCGAAGUCCAAACAUUGGGCAAGCAUCGCACCAGUGUUCUUAUCAGCGUGUUUGGGGAUGAGAGAAACCCACGGAGACAAGAAUUACAGAGCACUGGACAGCUGGCAGACAUCUACCCGAGUCCAAGGCUGAUAGAAUUUGGCAUGAUCCCAGCACUACAGCCUAAUUCACAAACUUUUACCCUCUUCAACAAACGUCUUGUCCCUACAGACUUCAGGGCAGAGAUAGCCUGCAAAGCCCACUGCUAUGUCAUCGAACCCAAAGAAGGAGUGAUCCCUGCUACGGGUGAGGUUCCUGUGACCAUCACAGCAACCUUGGAUGACACUGGGAUUUUUGCUGACACUAUUCAGCUUUUCACUGGGAACAGCCUUUGGACCACCUUCAUGGUGCUGGCUGUGGGCACCGGCACCACAAUUGUCAUGGACAAACCAUUCGUCCCAGAGCUCAGCUUGGGACACCAGUUCAGGCUCGUUCCCUGUAUUUGUCAGUUCAAAGUAACAAACAGGGGCCACCAUUUCCAUCGGCUCUUCUGGAGUGUGGAAUGUCACAGCCCCCCUAAGAAGAAGGGCCAGAGCAUCCCAGCCCUCAGCAGCCCCCUGGCCGAAGAUGAUUGCCAGAGCCCCAAAGGCACCAGCCCCGUGUUUGGGCUGGAGCCACUGUCGAUGGAGCUGCAGCCGGGCGAGUCUGUGGACAUGGUGCUGCGAGGCUUCUCCCCCAUCGAGCAGCUACAAAAACCCAGGGCUGAUCCCAAAGUAGGGGCGGAUGGAAAUGUUGCUCUUUUGAGGACAGAGAAGAUAAUAGAAACAACCAUUACCUGCAAGUUUAUUGAUCCCUCCAUAGAAAUAUCAGCCAGACAAUUCUCUUUCUGGGUGGAGAAGAAACCCAGUGAUGAUGUCCUGACUCUGCAGUACAAGCCUUUGGCUUUAAAGAACACCUGCUUGCUGCCACUCGACCUUAUGCUGGACUUGGAGCAGCCGUUUCUGCUCUGCGAUGCGGACCAGCAGCCCCUCCCGGAUGGCCAGCCUGUGACAGUGGAUGUAGGACAGACCUGUCAUCUCUACAUUGCAUUUGACCCAUCUUAUAAACUGGAUUUUCAUAGCUGGAAGGAAGAGAAGGUUCUGAAGAUAAACAUGGUCAAUGGCCAUCCUUAUGUGGAGUGUAUCACCCUUCAAGGAGAAGUCCACUUCCCCAAUCUCCAAAUCCAGCGCAGCAUCCUGGAGUUUGGCUGCAUCCUGGCUGGCACUGAAGAAGUGCGUUCUCUGGAGAUAACCAACUGCAGCCCACUGCCUGUCCAGUAUCACUGGUCAUUCCAUUCAGACGGCCAGGUGAACAGGCUGAGGUCCCUGUUCAUAGUUACAUUAUUUUCCAGGCAUGAGCAUUACCCACCUAAGUUCAAACCCCAACCACCAAAGGAGAAGAGAACCUGCUUGGAUUACUCGGCACCUCAAAGGAGACGCUUCAAGAUUAGAAAUGGGGAGGACUCAGGCACAGCCCUCAGAGAAUCGCACCUCCAGCUACAGCUGCAGUUUGCUCCAAGGUGCUCUUCUGCAUCCAUUUCCACACUGAACAUCUCAAUCGUUCCUGUCCUCCAGGUUUUCAGUGUCCUGCCGCAGUCAGGUGUGCUGCAGCCAGGAGAGAGACAGAAGGUUUCCUUCAAGUUCUUUGGCCACUUCAACACCAUCGCCAGUGUCACGGCGCUGUGCCACGUGGAGGGAGGCCCCACCUACGAGGUGGAGCUGACUGGGGCGGCCUCAUGCAUCAGCUACGCCCUGAGCCUCCAGGAGAUCAACUGCGGCUUUCAGAUAUUUAAUGAAAUUUGUCACAGCACAGUCACCCUGGCGAACACUGGCAACACUGAAUUCAACUGGGUGCUAAAUCCUAGCACUGCAGAGCAACAUCUGCCUGGCGUGUUUCUGGUCAUCCCCCCCACUGGUUCCGUUGCACCUGGUGAGAAGCAAGUGCUGAAAUUCUCUUACAUGCCAGGAGUACCAGGAGCCUUCAGCAGGACUUUCCAGCUUAAAGUGGGUGUCCUGGACCCGGAAAAUAUCUGCCUGAAAGGAGAAGCAUUCUUUCCUGUGAUCAGUGUGAACCUGCCCUGGAACAUCAAAGGAAAUGAAAAAUAUGAGAAGCUCAUAAAACCCCUGCAACAAUACAGUCAGAGGAAUAAAUCAGUUGUUCAGAAGACUCAGAGUCCGAAGACUAAGACCUUCAAGUUUCAGACUCCAAAGACUCAGACCCUGAAGACUCAGAACCUGAAGCCCCACGCACCUGGCUUUGGCACUGUACCAAACACUGAGCUGCAGAUAGAGACGGUGAUGAUGCUGAUAGAGGAGGCUGCUCUGGAGCUGCAGGAAAAGCUCCCAUCCCAUCCCCCAUACAGCAGGUUCCCUGACAAAAAGCUGCGCCAGAGUCUUGUCAAAGUUGAGCUGCCCAAAUAUGUGCUGGACAUGGGCACUGUACGUAAGGGUUACACUAAGAGACGCACCCUGGUGAUCACCAACCCUGGGCAGAUCCCAGUGUCCUUCCAGGUCGAUGUAUCUGCCCUGCAGGACACAGGUUUCAGAGUGAAUCUGGACCAGAUGCAGGGUCUGCCUCACAGACACACCAUAAUGUUUGAGGUGUGCUUUGAAAGCACCCACCGGCAACGGGGUGACGUGGAUGUGCUGCUGCCCAUAGAGGUGGCAAAAGGCCCCACGUAUAACAUCCACCUCCAUGCCACUGUGUUGGAAGGGUGGCUCAACCUCUCCAAGAACACACUGCAGUUCUCUGAUACCCUCGUUGGGCAGUGCCAGAUUGAGACAGUCCAGCUCUACAACUGGUUCCAUGUACCCUGCAAGUGGUUCAUUACUGCCAUCAAGCCUGUCAGGAAGGACAAUCAACGCAAACGCAUUACACCAGCCAUGUGUCAGAAGCAGCAGGUGCUGGAGGAUGAGCCCUGUCCCUUUGAAGUGACGCCCUCCAAAGGAACCCUCAAUCCAGGAAGGUGGCAGAACUUACAAAUCCAGUUUACACCCAAGCAGGAGAGGUCUUACAAGAAUGAGCUGAAGCUUAACGUUUGUGGAAGCAGCAAUCACUUAAAGCUGCACCUCUCAGGACAGGGUCUAGAGCCACGGUUGGAGUUUAGCCCCCCAGCACUCAAGAUGGGAUGGGUGCUGGUGGACAGCGAUGGGGUGGACGCCACAGUGGUGGUGAAGAACCCAUGCAGCUUCCCUGUUGAGUUUUACUCACUGGAUUUUGAUGAGCAGUACUUUGAGGAAGAGAAGAUCCUGUGGAUGGCAGCGGGGUCUGAGUACCAAAAGAACUUUCUAAUGCCUCCAUGCACCGUGGGUGGGAUGCUGCCCCCAGAGGCACUGGAGGACUGUGAAGCACAGAAGAGGCUGAAGGCUCAACAGGCAGAGCUCAAGGCCAUGGCAGAGGCUGAGGCUGAGGCCGAGGCCAUAGACAAGGCAGCACCAGCAUAUCAUGGGGCUGUCACACCCUCUCCUGAGCCCAUGGUGGAAGUGACUGGGAGCCCUAUCUCUCAGGCUGUCAUGCGCCACCUGGGCAUCGACCCAUCUUCAGAGAGUUGUGAAGCACAGCAGGACAGAGGGAUUGUUGUUAUUGUCCAUGGGCCACCCCGGGCAGGUUCUUCCAAGGCCUGUCCCUGUAAUUCCUCGUAUGCAAGUGUCACCAAGCAGUCCUCCUCUCUCUCAGGAAAGACAGAGAUAGUGGCGGCCCUGUGUCACUAUUAUGACACUGCUCACUUGUCCAUUGACACCAUGGUGAAAGAGGCCAUUGCCAAUGAUCAGAGCCAAGCAGGGCGCCGCGCCCAGGAGCUUUGCACCAAGGCUGCCAUGGAGCUGAGAGGCGAAAACCAAGAUGAUGCUGGUAAAAAGCCUCUGCUUACUGCUCAGACCAAGAAUAAACAAGCCUCUGGGGGAAAAAACAACAUGAAGAAGAAGAGUUCCAAAGGCAAGAACCCUCCAGCAAUAAAGAAGAGGAAGCCAGCCAGCAAACCCAACAAAAAGGACACCAAGCAGCUGAACAUCAUCAGCAGUCAUGGGGAAGAUCUGAACUGCUUGAGCUGUGUGCUGCCCGAGGACCUGUUGGUGGACAUCCUCUGUGAGAGGCUGAAGCAUGAAGACUGCUCCAAGGGAGUGGUCUUUGAUGGCUUGCAGAGCCUCUUCACAAGCAGCCUGGAAUCUUCUCUGCUCUGUGUAUUCAAAGCUGUCAACAAUCGUCAUCAUAUCUACAUGGUGAACCUGCAUCAGGAUUAUGCUUCCUGGAAAGCCAAGGAGGAAGCUGAAAGAGAGAAGGAAGAAUGGCAGAGGAAAAAACCUAUUCAGAGGAGCACAGAAUAUGUCUUGCAAAUGGAUGAGGAUGAGGAUGAUGCCCUUCCUGAGAAGAAAGCUCUAGUGGACAAAAUAAUACCAGAAAGGAAGUGUAUACAGAGAGAGAGGGAGCUGAAGCGGCUGGCUCAAAAGCUUGAGGAGGAGUUACCUGUGAUCCAGAAUGGAAACACAUCCCAGCCUUCAGCUGAAAACAAGCUUCACAAGACCAUAAAGCCUCAGGAGAAGGUGGAGAAGAAGCCUGAACAAAAAUGUGGAGGCCAAAGGAGUCUUCAGUCAUCUCAUCUGGAGACACGAAGCGAAGUUGCAGAAGGGACUGUCAGAGAUGAGCAUGUCGGGGUGUGGUGCUUGGACAUCCAGGUCACAGAUCCAAAGGCCAUGAUUAGGGAGAUCCUGAGGGAUGGGAGGCUGCCAACAAAAGAUAAGAUGCUGAGACAUCUGGGACUGCAUCCCGAAGGGCCUCCCCUGCCCCCUGCUGCUGUCUUCUCCGUAGUCAACUACCCAGAGGAGUGGUUGGGUUCUGCAGAGUGUGUGAAGCCCUUCACCAUUGUUGCACCGGAAGGUGCUGCUAUGGAAGACAAUCGGGCCAAGGCCCCAGAUGCCAAGGGCAGUUCUGCCGAGGGCCAACCAAAGACACAUAAAGCAGCCAGCAGAGACAACUCUCCAAAGGAGAACCAGAUCUCCACACACAGAACAGAAAGUCCCCAGGAUUCCUCUGCAACCAGAUCCAAAAGUGUGCUGAAAAGAGCCUCAACCCCCACAGAAUUCCACAGGCUGAAACGGUACCGAUGGAUAGUGCCUGGCCACGGUGAGGUGGAACUGAAGGUCCACUUCUCCACCAAAAGGCCAGGGAAGUUUGAGCACACGCUGAGGUUUGAGCUCGUGGAGACAAAGCGCCAGUACGAGCUGCCCUGCAGUGGCACGGGCGUGUACCCCAGCAUCAGCCAGAACCCGCGGCUGGUGUUUCCACAGUGGAGGGAGACCAUGGAGGCAGAUGAAAUCAUCUUCAAGGAAUAUGUUGAGAGCACAAAGCAAUUCCACUUUGGACCUCUGCUGUGUGGGAAAUCAAGAGAGUGGUACAAGGCCCGGAACUGUCCCGGCAACUCAGAGAAUAUAACCAUCCUCAACAACUCCCCUGUGGAUGCAGAGGUCCAGUUCUCCUUUGAGAAUGAUGGGAAAGCAGAGACAUUUCUUUUGGACCCUCCCAGCAUGACACUCAAACCAGAGGAGAAGCAGGAGCUGACCAUUUGGGCAUACCCCACUUCCCCUGGCUUCCUGGAAGACAAACUCAUCUGCUGCAUUGAGAAGAACCCAGACCCAGUGGUUUUCAGCCUGUGCUGCCAUGGGGUGCACGUGAUGCUGGAGGUCAGCCCCCUGGAGCUGUCUUUUGACAAGCUGCUUCUGCACAGGACUGACAGCAGGACCUUGGUCCUGAAAAACAACACCCUACUGCCCAUGGCCUGGCAGCUCACUGGGCUGGAUGACCUUGUUGAGGCCUUCUCCUUGUCACAAGAUAACGGCAUCAUUGAUCCCCGCUCAGAGUUUGAAGUGACCCUGAAUUUCAAGGCCGAGCAGAUUGGCAGCAUUGAGAAGACCCUGCGACUAGAGGUUUCAGAUACAGGAAACGUCCUGGGGAUUGUUCAGGCUGAAGACAUUGAGAUCUCUGCAGAAGUCUGUGAUGUUUCUCUGAGCAUCGACAUGCCUGAAGGUCCAGAUGGAAGCUUGGAAUUUGGAACCAUUAAUGUCCUGGAAAAUGUGAAGAAAGUCCUGAGUCUAAAGAACAAAGGGAUGUACAACAUUGAGUACUGUUUUGUGCUGAAGAAUGCAGGUCCCAGGAUGCAAGAUUUGGCAUCCCACUUCACUAUUGAGCCUCAGUCGGGCAUGCUGAUUGCCUCCCAGCCUGGUGUGAAUGUUGAGAUGGUCUUCCACCCCACAAGGGAAAUGCUCCUCAAGAACAAACCCAUCCUGUACUGCCAGGUGAUAGAUGCCAGCUCAGGGGAAGGAAGCCAGACUGUUGCCACCAUCCCAGUGAGGGUGUCGGCAAAAGCUGUGUACAGCAAGUACAGUAUUGAGCCUGCCUCACCCAUCAACUUUGGGGCCAUGCUCAAGGGCACCAAGAAGACCCAGACUGUUGUGCUGGAGAACAGAGGCAUGCUCAACUUCAAAUUCCACAUCCUCCAAGCACCCGAGGAUGCAUCUGCAUUGGCAAGCAAAAGCUCAAAGCAAGAGGAAUCCUCUCCAUCAGGAACAAAGCUGAAAUCAAGCUCCUUGACACAGGGUUACCUCAGUCUUGGCAUGUUCACGGUGUCCCCCUGCUCCGGCUCUGUCGCUCCAUGGGGCCAGCAGAAGAUCACAGUGGAAUGCCUCGCAGGGCAGGAGGGGACAUGUGAGGGGCAGCUCUACAUUGACAUCACAGGCAGAGACCCCAAGGACAAUCCCCUGGGCAUUCCCUUUACCCUGAUUGCCGAGUCCUGCCUCCCAGCACUUGUUGAGGAUGUCACGUUAACCUUCGAGGAGUACCCGAUCUGCAGCAGCACCAACCUCAGCUGCAAGCUGCGGUCAGUCAAAGGCACGGGUCUGUUUGUCAGAGAAGAGAACAAAUUCGUCUUCACCAAGGUUCUGGUUGGGCAAGAGGCUGAAGCUCAUUUCAGCAUCUACAAUACAAGUGGUCUGCCAUGGGACGUGGUCCUCUCCAUCAAACCCCUGCCUGGAAAGGAAAAAAGCCCUAUCAAUAACAUUUUCAAGUUGUAUCCUGACACGAUGUCCAUUCCUGGCUCAUCCAAUGCCAUUGCUACGGUGACCUUCACCCCACUGGAGGAGCAGAACUACAGCUGUAUUUUCAAGGCUUCCCUUGUCAUCCCAAAAAGCUCUGUGCAAAUUAAGCCCCAAACCCUGACCUUCACCAUCAGUGGGAAGGGGCAUGAGCCACAGGUGACAGUCGUGUGCCCAAGUGCUCGCAGCAAGAGGGGAAAUGCUGUGCUGCGCUUCAAGAGACUCCGGGUGGGGGAUUCAGAGAUGCUCCCCCUGGUCAUCCAUAACAAUGGCAUCGUACCUGUCAAGUUUAUGUUACACCUGGAGGAUGAGCACGGAGCGUUCUUUUUGAAAGGCAGGGGCUCCACACCUGAGAGAUUCUACACUGAAGAUGUGGAAGAGGACUGCGUUGGAAAUGAGAGCAAGCCCCCAGAGAAGCCUUUCUUCCUUCUGCAUCAUGGGCAAUCGACAAAUAUUGACGUCAUUUUCAAACCCACCUUGACUCAACAUCUGGAAGGGAAGAUUUGUGUGUUACUGGAAGACAUCUACUCUAAGAAGACCCUAAUAGAGCUGGUGGGUGAAGGCCACAAGGAUGAAUUCACCCUUGAUGGACUAGAGGAAGACACAGAUGAGAGGAGAGCUAAGCGCAGUCUGAAGAAAGACAUUAUUGAUGCUGUCAGAUUGAAUCACAUCCAGUUUGGGGACUGUCCUGUCGGGAGGCCCUACCGCAGGACCUUCACCAUCACCAACCAUACCAGUAUGAAGGUCAUGCGCUUUGAGUGGGAGGCAGACGCCGCAUUCCAGUUCUCCCCCAAGAUGGGACACCUCCACCCUGGAUGUGCCAAGGACAUCACAGUCACCUUGAAAUCAGAUGUCCCAGCCACCUUCAGGAGGCACCCUGUGAAAUGUAAGGUGAUCAAGACCAACUCUGAGCUACCACAAAGGAAGGUUGAGGACUGGGAGGACCGAAUGUGCAUUGUCACAAGGGAGGAUACCACCAGGAAAGACAUGGCAGCCAACCGGCCUGUGAAAAAGAAGAUGGUCCAGACAGCCCCAGAACCAGAACCGGCACCGGCUUACACUGUGGAUGAGAGCAUCCAGGAGGCCAAGGUGUACCUCAGUGCUGUUGUUGGCUACACCGAGUUCAAACAGAACCUGAUAGUGGUUCAGCUCAAGGACACCUUGCCCAACCAGACAAGGAAAGACAUUUUCAGGAUACACAACACAGGAAAUAUAACCCUGGAAUACAGCUGGAUGGAAGCUGCAGAUAGUAAAGCAGUGAAGAAGCCAUACUCAACCACUCGGACGGAUGACAAAAAAGACCUGCCACUGUUCUCCAUCCACCCCUGCCACGGCAUCAUCCCUCCUGGCCAAAAGCAGAUCUUUCACGUGCUGUUCUCCCCAAAGCAUGUGGGGAAGUUUAGGACCAGCAUACUCUUCAGGACUCAUAAGCUGAAGCCGGCUCUGAAGAAGGUAGAGGUGAUUGUGAAAGGCAGAGCCCAGGAGCAGGAGUGUCUUGAUAAACCAAAACGCUCUGCGUUACGGCAGACAGACAAAGGCCAAGGACCCAAGAAGCAGCAUCCAGCAGGAGCCAGCAACAUCGUGUCUUCUGCUGCUGAUGGUCUCCCACCCUUCACCAGAGACCUCUGCAGCUACCCUUGCAAGCUCCAGUGA